Messenger RNA from Fusarium redolens, 4331 nucleotides. RefSeq lists its product as uncharacterized. Gene Ontology annotation, molecular function: ubiquitin-protein transferase activity. The transcript is spliced from 3 exons. The record is from RefSeq and is a predicted model, not a curated record. Lineage: Eukaryota; Fungi; Ascomycota; Sordariomycetes; Hypocreales; Nectriaceae. Bases 241 to 4110 code for a protein of 1289 amino acids.
CAAACAGCUCCUUAGAGCGUGGACUCCCCUCAGAUUACACGGCAUCUACCACGACCGGCAUACAUACUCAGCUUCGAAGAACCAACUUGUAUCAUCAACUUUGUUUAAUAUAUCCGCGCACACGACUUUGAUACAUCUCCUGAUGCGAUACUUCUCUAAAUUUUGACAUUUCUUUAUCAAUCCCCACCUUCUACGUCUCCUCCAGGUGCCCGUGGAGGCGCGACCACGUCCUCCCAUGUCAUGACGCCCGAUGCCGUUCGUCCCCGGGACCAUUCCAUCGAACUCGCGGCAGACUUAGAUCUUCUCGCCGGACUUUGGCAAGAAGCGCCCUUUGCCCGUCUGCCCCCCGACGCGCCGCCCGAGCUCAAGGCCUAUGUUCAGAACGUUGAGAACCCAGCACGAGUCUAUGCGAUUCAUCAAGCGAGUCGCCGCCAUGGAUUCCAGCUCCUCGUGGAGAGAUACAUCUUGCAACUCCGAUCAGGUUGCGAAAAUGUCAAUUGCGCAACUCCCACUUGCUUCACAUGCAGGCGCCGCUUGGCAGGCCGGGCUCCCAUCCGAAGGUAUAACACGACAAGCGCCAGGACGUUAGCGAUAUAUUUAGCAAGUCAGGACGACCCGGAGAAAGGAUUAUGCCCAUUCCUCCGUAAAUCUCGCGAACCGCCGGCGGCUUUUGGCAACUUGAUAUUCUCUACGCGAUCACCCUCGCCUUCGCAUCCGGACCACAACAGAGGCAGUGUCGCCACCUCGCCCAGCGCACGCAAGGAACGGCUCUCUAGACCACGAGCACCCUCAUCAUCGUCCCAAGACGCCCUCGCUUCCUCAACGAACGACCCAAACAACCCAAACGACCCAGUCUCUCCGAUCCAAACCGCAAGUAAGCCAGCCGCAACAUGCCCACAACAUUUGAGAGAUCGCGAGUUGGCCUCUCAGAUCCGUGUAAUCGAGGCGCCCAUGAGCAAAGAUCACCGCUCAUUCGCCGCGAAUCUUUUUGGAACUGUCACUUUUAAAAUGCUCGAAUGGUUGACACCCCGAAGUGUCGCUGCAAUGGCGGAAAAAAUCAGCAAUCUCGACCCAGUGGUGGAUUUUGAUCCUCCCCAAGAUCCAAUAAGUUCAACCAGAACGACCGCGGGCUCGGAUAUUCAAAGCACUGUCCCUGAUGAGUCAGAUACAACAGAUUCGAAGACUGUGGCUGUUCAACCACAUGCAACUGACAUGAAUGAGACUUCAUUCAUGCCAAAACCGGCAAGGACCAGUAAUGGCUCAGUAUCAAAACCACGAAAGAAUGCGGCCCCAAAGCACAGACGACGUUCUACUGACUCAAAUAAUACCGCCAUAUCUGGGGAUAAUAUAAAGUCCACUAAGUCGUCCCAGGUGAACGGCACCUUACACGAGAAAUCCGUGCGACCUAGACACAAUAAGAAUUUGUCUGGACGUGGCAUCCCAGAAAUGCCUUUGAAACCAGGAUUUUUCGAAAAUGUUACAAAACCUUUGGCGCAACCUCUUUCACCUACAAGCCCGUCGACUGUGCCACAAGUUGAACCUUUUGGUGAAAACAGGUCCAAAGACGAUACAAAUUGUGGUCAUCCCAGAAUUGAUAACUCUCAAAGGACGAGAAAUCUCGAUACAGCACCACCAGACAUCUCAUAUCACAAUCUGGAAAAUAUAUUGCCUCAAGCUCUCGCGCAGCUCGAUGUCAGUCUUGUUGACUUCAUUUGUGACAUAUACGAAGAAGACGGCACAGCUGAGUCUGUUAUUAUCUCCACCUCCGAUGCAAGUCACCCGUACCCCAGGCCCGUGGAAGAACGGAAGCCUUUGCGGCGUCGAUCCAUGUCACGCACGGCUAGGUCUAAAAACCAGUGGCUACGUUUUAAUAACCAGACGCUUUUCAAUGUUCUCAUGGAUCCGCAAGUUAUUGUCCAAUCCUUCACCCACGACCGAAAACUCUACGAUUCUCAGACACUCUGGUACUGUUUUCAUCGAUUGAGCCGUGUUGCAUGCAAUCUUGUCUUUCACAGUCUCUGGCUGGCUGCUGGGCGUCUGUUUGUUCCUCCUCAAGAUUCGAAGUCACAUAAUGCUAUCAAGGGCAAUGAAUCGAGGUUACAGAAGCACAAAAGGCCUUUAUCUGAUCUUGAUGCCGGUUAUUUGAUGUCAAUCUGCAUGCAUGCAUUGGUAGCCGCAACUCCAGCUGUUCAAGAUUCAAGAACACUGUAUGAGAUGUCCCGCGUGCGCUCAAAUGGAUUGACCCUCGCCGGCGGGAGCGCCGUAGCCCGGCAAUCUUCCUCUCGAUGUUUAGAUUACGACGAUGCAUUCUCAAACGACUUGGCUAUCAGACUUGCGCGUAGGCUAUUUUGCGCCAUUACAGCCAGACGUCACUUUUCUAAGAAUAUGGACAGUGCUGGCCCCUUGGAUGAGACAGAAAACAACAAGGUCGAUAUUCUGCAACCUUUGGUUGACCAGCUCGAUUUUCUCAGUACAGGAUCAGCGACGAUUCUGGAGUUCCCGCAAUCAGAACGUCUGUUGCAUGAGACUCGUGUACCGACUGUUCUUCUGGACUGGGCACGCACCAUAUUGCUCAAUGAAUGGGAUGGUCGAGCCGAUUUUGCCAUGGAUGGGCCUUUCGGGGGGCUUUAUCAUGCCAACCGAAAUCUUCUCCUUUUAGGGGAUAUCCAAUUCCGGGUCGAUUACCUUUCAGAGCGCUUGGAUUCGAUCGAGAUGCCUGUGGACUGGCUAGCAUUCAAUUCGACACGCUGGCGACGACAUAUUCUAGACUAUCCUUACAUCUUCAGCCCCGACACGCUGGUUUCUUUCUUUCGAUCCAUCAAUUUUGCCCGAAUGAGUCGUAUGUUCGAAGAGUCGAGUUCAUUGAAAACUCGCAUGAGUGCUAUUGUCGACCCCGGUAGUCUCAUUACUAACCCCCACCACAAGAUGGUUUUACAAGAUCUUUUGAGAACAGCUUCGUCCAAAUACCUGGUCCUCGAAAUCAGUAGGAGUAAUGUCGCCCGAGAUGCUUUCGACCAGCUCUGGAGACGAGAGAAACGAGAGCUUCUUCGCCCGCUAAAGGUGCACUUGGGUGAGAAUAGUGGCGAAGAGGGUUUUGAUUCUGGAGGUGUCCAACAAGAGUUUUUCCGGUUGGCAAUUGCUGAGUGCCUCGAUCCCCAAUAUGGAGCUUUCACUGUUGACGAAAGGACACGCAUGGCCUGGUUCACCCCUGGGUCAUUGACCGAAGAUUGGAAAUACGAACUUGUUGGGCUUCUGAUGUCGCUCGCCCUGUACAAUGGUCUAACGCUGCCCAUCACUUUUCCGAAGGCUCUUUACCGGAAACUGCUGGGCAAACCGGUCGAAGAGCUUCACCACAUCGCCGAUGGGUGGCCAGAUUUGGCAAGCGGGCUGACAACUUUACUGGAGUGGGACGAAAAAGAUGGCCUCGUCGAGGACAUUUUUGCCCGCACGUACGAAUUUUCAGUUGAAUCGCUCGGUACCGUUGUGACGCGAGAAAUGAGAAUGAGCGAGCAAGCGAUUUGGCCCAAGACAGCCUCAAGCUCAGGUGAUAUUGCACCACCACACAUGGAUAACCCAGAUGACGCUCCACUUGUUACUAACGAAAAUCGGGAUGACUAUAUCAUCGAUUACAUCCGUCACCUUACGGAUGUUUCCAUCCGACGGCAGUAUCUUGCUUUUGAGCAAGGGUUCAACUCUUGCCUCGACAAAAAGUCACUCACACUCCUGAGUCCCUCCACCUUGCAGUCUCUCGUCGAAGGUGUUCAAGAAAUCGAUAUCAUCGAAUUGAAGCGGUACGCACGCUACGUGGGCUGGGAUGCUUCGCAUCAUACCAUUAAAGACUUCUGGUCCAUCGUCAAGAGGUACGACGAGAGAAUGAAACAACGGCUUCUGGAGUUUGUGACAUCGUCCGACCGCGUUCCUGUCGGCGGCAUGAAGAACCUCCAAUUUGUGAUACAAAAGAAUGGUGAAGAGGAUGGCACGGGUGGACAUUUACCGACAGCAUAUACUUGUUAUGGCACACUUCUUCUGCCAGAGUACAGAGAUAAAGAGGUGUUGAGAGAGCGGCUUGGAAUGGCACUUGAGAAUGCUCAAGGGUUUGGUUUUGCUUAAUGAGGCGUUUUUCAUGGGAUUAAAGUAUGGAAUCAGUUCUGUUAGACUUUGCAUGGGCAGCGACCAGAUUCUGUAAGCUGAGUAGGCAACUGGAGAGAAAGCACGAGUGACUUGUAAAAUAGCAUAUGAAACCUUGGACUAAUGAUAAUGCUCAGUUUCAAACAAUGUGUUAGAAACUUGCCGGUAUAGACAGCAAGCUUUAAACAAGAUCAUCAAAUGGG